Molecule: messenger RNA, 2399 nt
Organism: Urocitellus parryii (Arctic ground squirrel)
Lineage: Eukaryota; Metazoa; Chordata; Mammalia; Rodentia; Sciuridae
Gene: Klhl40
Product: kelch like family member 40
Biological process (GO): negative regulation of proteasomal ubiquitin-dependent protein catabolic process; negative regulation of protein ubiquitination; skeletal muscle fiber development
Cellular component (GO): A band; I band
Molecular function (GO): protein binding
Source: RefSeq, a predicted model, not a curated record
AGCUGCGCAGUCUGAGGGCUGCCCAGCAGAAAAUCAGGGGUGCAGAGAGGAACACUUGGCAUUAAGGGCCCCCACCAUGACUCUGGGCUUGGAACAAGCGGAGGAACAGCGGCUGUACCAGCAGACGCUCCUGCAGGAUGGACUCAAGGACAUGCUGGACCACGGCAAGUUCCUGGACUGUGUGGUGCGGGCGGGCGAGCGCGAGUUCCCAUGCCACCGCCUGGUGCUGGCCGCCUGCAGUCCUUACUUCCGGGCGCGCUUCCUGGCUGAACCAGAGACCGCUGGCGAACUGCGCCUGGAGGAUGUGUCCCCAGACGUGGUGGCUCAGGUGCUGAACUACCUGUACACGUCAGAGAUCGCGCUGGAUGAGGCAAGCGUGCAGGAUCUGUUCGCCGCAGCGCACCGCUUCCAGAUCCCGUCCAUCUUCACCAUCUGUGUGUCCUUCCUGCAGAAGCGCCUGUGCCUAGCCAACUGCCUGGCCGUCUUCCGUCUCGGCCUACUACUCGACUGUGCCCGCCUGGCGGUGGCUGCCCGAGACUUCAUCUGCUCGCGCUUCACGCUGGUGGCGCGCGACGCCGAUUUCCUUGGGCUUUCGGCCGAUGAGCUCAUAGCCAUCAUUUCCAGCGACGGCCUCAAUGUGGAGAAGGAGGAGGAGGUGUUCGAGGCGGUGAUGCGGUGGGCUGGCAGCGGUGACGCCGAGGCGCAAGCAGAGCGCCAGCGCGCGCUGCCCACGGUUUUCGAGAGCGUGCGCUGCCGCCUGCUGCCUCGCGCCUUCUUGGAGAGCCGCGUGGAGCGCCACCCUCUCGUGCGUGCCCAGCCGGAAUUGCUUCGCAAGGUACAGAUGGUGAAGGAUGCACACGAAGGCCGCAUCACCAUGCUGCGCAAGAAGAAGAAAGACAAGGGGAAGGAGACUGCUGGGACCAAGGAGGCUGACAAGGGCUCAAAUGAAGCCAAGACAGGGGAGGAUGAAGAGGAUGAACGUGUCCUGCCUGGGAUUCUCAAUGACACACUCCGCUUUGGCAUGUUCCUGCAGGACCUCAUUUUCAUGAUCAGUGAGGAGGGUGCAGUGGCCUAUGAUCCAGCAGCCAACGAGUGCUACUGUGCCUCUCUCUCCACCCAGAUCCCCAAGAACCAUGUCAGCUUGGUCACCAAGGAGAACCAGAUCUUUGUGGCUGGGGGCCUCUUCUACAACGAGGACAACAAAGAGGACCCCAUGAGUGCUUACUUCCUGCAGUUUGACCACCUGGACUCGGAGUGGCUGGGCAUGCCGCCGCUGCCGUCUCCGCGCUGCCUCUUUGGUCUGGGAGAGGCUCUUAACUCCAUCUACGUGGUCGGCGGCCGAGAGCUCAAGGAUGGGGAGAGCAGCCUGGACUCGGUCCUGUGCUACGACCGGCUGUCCUUCAAAUGGGGCGAAUCGGACCCUCUGCCAUACGCAGUGUAUGGCCACGCUGUUCUCUCCUAUAUGGACCUCGUCUACGUCAUUGGUGGCAAAGGCAGCGACAGGAAGUGCCUGAACAAGAUGUGCGUCUAUGACCCCAAGAAAUUCGAGUGGAAGGAACUGGCACCCAUGCAGACUGCCCGCUCGCUCUUUGGGGCCACCGUCCACGAUGGCCGGAUUUUUGUGGCAGCGGGGGUCACCGACACAGGACUGACCAGUUCCGCAGAGGUGUACGGCAUCGCAGAUGACAAGUGGGCACCCUUCGAGGCCUUUCCACAGGAGCGCAGCUCACUCAGCCUGAUUAGCCUGGUGGGCACCCUCUAUGCCAUUGGUGGCUUCGCCACACUGGAGACUGAGUCUGGAGAAUUGGUCCCCACAGAGCUCAACGACAUUUGGAGAUAUAACGAGGAGGAGAAGAAGUGGGAGGGCGUCCUGCGGGAGAUCGCCUAUGCAGCCGGCGCCACCUUCCUGCCUGUGCGGCUCAACGUGCUGCGCCUGACUAAGAUGUGACCAGCCUAGAGGGACCUACUAAGAACCCCUCCCAUCCCACAGCCCUCACAGUCCUGACCUUGUGGGGUUCUAGGGAGGAGGCUGGGAGAGGCAAGAGCCCACCUGGAUCCGGUUAUGGUGCCCGAGGGGCUGCUUCAGCCAGAGAAGGGCUAUUUCUGCCCAGUGUUAGCCUUUCAGGCAGGGAUGAGAAACUCAGGGCCCCCCAGGGUUAUCAUAUUUCCCCUGGGUCCUCUUGGCUCAUAAGCCAUUAUCACAGGGGGGUAUCCAAGGCUGUGUCCUGGCCAUGCCCCCAGUCUGGCCAUGUGUGCAGGUAAAGUUUCCCACAGGACACGGUCCACUUGCCCAUCUGAUGGGAGUGUCCCCAUCAAGUGCAGCUUGCAGUGUGGGUACGUCUCCUUCUUCAAGAAGAAUAAAAUACCUUCUAAGCGAGUAGUUCAGGGUCUGAAAUCAG